GCUUGUCUCCCCACCCUAGGCUGGUCUCCCCCCAAGGCUGGUCUCCCCACCCUAGGCUGGUCUCCCCCCCAGACUGGUCUCCUCCCCCAGGCUGGUCUCACCUACAAGGCUGGUCUCCUCCCCCAGGCUGGUCUCCCCACCGGGCUGGUCUCCUCCCCCAGGCUGGUCUCCUCCCCCGCAGGCUGGUCUCCCCCGCAGGCUGGUCUCCUCCCCCGCAGGCUGGUCUCCUCCCCCAGGCUGGUCUCCUCCCCCAGGCUGGUCUCCCCCACAGGCUGGUCUCCCCACCAGGCUGGUCUCCCCCGCAGACUGGUCUCCCCAACAAGCUGGUCUCCCCACCAGGCUGGUCUCCCCCACAUGCUGGUCUCCUCCCACUGCCCUUGCCAGUCCCUCCCUCCUCAAGUGUGGGUGCCAAGGACGGACCCUGAUGAACACCUGCACAUCAGUUGCUGCCCCGGGUGCCAGGGUCCACAGGAAGCUGCACUGGGAACCCUGUGUCCUGGGCAGAUCCUAUGGGAAGUGCAGCCCACGUGUUACUCGGGUGAAGGCAGCGUCCCCACCCAGCUUGAGGACACCACACAGGGUGGACACCCUGGCUGGGCCGCUCAAUGGGGAGUGGCUUGGACGCCCCCCUUGGAGUACAGUCCCCACCUCCCAUACCUGCCUAAUGUCCUUGGCAUUCUUGGGCCCCGGUCAUAGUGUGGGAGUGGCUGCCUGUGCACGCCACGGGCCUCCAGCUUCACUGCCUCAACGGGGCCAUGAGCCAUCGUGGGGGCAGGCAGGGGUGCUGGGCACCUCAUCACUAGGGCAGUGACAUCACAAGGCGUGGAAGGCAGCGGUGGCUACGGAACUCCGUGCCUGGGCUGUUUCUGUGGUGCCUGCGGACUCUGGGCUCCCACCUCCAUGGGGCUGCAGGAGCCGUGAGGGACAAGGAGGGACGCACCCGCCAUGGCUGAGGGCGGCGAGCUGAUGAGCCGGCUCCUGAGCGAGAACGCGGACCUGAAGAAGCAGGUGCGCCUCCUGAAGGAGAAUCAGAUGCUGCGGCGGCUGCUCAGCCAGAGCUGCCAGGAGGGCAGCGGCCACGACUUGCUCCCACCCAGGGUGCAUGCCUACCCUGAGGCCGGCUCCCCCGGGAGCGGAGUUCCAGAUUUCGGAAGGUUCACGAGUGUUGCCGACAUGCCCUCCCAACUGCAGACAUCCUCCCUGGAGGACCUGCUGUGCUCACAUGCCCCCCUGUCCAGCGAGGACGACACCUCCCCGGGCUGUGCAGCCCCCUCCCAGGCACCCUUCAAGGCCUUCCUCAGUCCCCCAGAGCCGCAUAUCCACCGAGGCACCGACAGGAAGCUGUCCCCGCUCCUGAGCCCCUUGCAAGACUCACUGGUGGACAAGACCCUGCUGGAGCCCAGGGAGAUGGUCCGGCCUAAGAAGGUGUGUUUCUCGGAGAGCAGCCUGCCCACCGGGGACAGGACCAGGAGGAGCUACUACCUCAACGAGAUCCAGAGCUUCGCGGGCGCCGAGAAGGACGCGCGCGUGGUGGGCGAGAUCGCCUUCCAGCUGGACCGCCGCAUCCUGGCCUACGUGUUCCCGGGCGUGACGCGGCUCUACGGCUUCACGGUGGCCAACAUCCCCGAGAAGAUCAAGCAGACCUCCAUCAAGUCUCUGGACGGCUCAGUGGACGAGAAGAAGCUGCGCGAGCUGACGCAGCGCUACCUGGCCCUGAGCGCGCGCCUAGAGAAGCUGGGCUACAGCCGCGACGUGCACCCGGCGUUCAGCGAGUUCCUCAUCAACACCUACGGAAUCCUGAAGCAGCGGCCCGACCUGCGCGCCAAUCCCCUGCACAGCAGCCCGGCCGCGCUGCGCAAGCUGGUCAUCGACGUGGUGCCCCCCAAGUUCCUGGGCGACUCGCUGCUGCUGCUCAACUGCCUGUGCGAGCUCUCCAAGGAGGACAGCAAGCCGCUCUUCGCCUGGUGAGCCGCCCCGCGCCCGCCGCCUUGCCUGCAGUAAACGCGUUUGUUCCAACCCGGGGCCGCGGUGCCUCCUGCGCGUCCCUCCGGAGGGGAAAGGGCCGCUUCCCCCGCGCGCGAGGCCAGAGAAGGCCCCUCUCCCACCGGUGCUGGGCCCCGACCGCAGCCCGCCGCUGCCCGCACCUGCGGAGUGCUUGUCACCCCUCAUUAAAAUCAUCCGUUUGCUUG
Gorilla gorilla gorilla (western lowland gorilla) is the source of this 2189-nucleotide messenger RNA. It is a transcript of the gene SPATC1L, whose product is annotated as spermatogenesis and centriole associated 1 like. Gene Ontology annotation, cellular component: centrosome; sperm head-tail coupling apparatus. Gene Ontology annotation, molecular function: protein kinase A regulatory subunit binding. Lineage: Eukaryota; Metazoa; Chordata; Mammalia; Primates; Hominidae. The record is from RefSeq and is a predicted model, not a curated record. The coding region runs from base 946 to 1968 and encodes 340 amino acids. The transcript is spliced from 4 exons. Gene Ontology annotation, biological process: spermatogenesis.